Lacerta agilis (Sand lizard) is the source of this 3187-nucleotide messenger RNA. RefSeq names its product zinc finger protein 271-like. Bases 173 to 3187 code for a protein of 1004 amino acids. Gene Ontology annotation, biological process: negative regulation of transcription by RNA polymerase II. The transcript has 5 exons. The record is from RefSeq and is a predicted model, not a curated record. NCBI's taxonomy places the organism in Eukaryota, Metazoa, Chordata, Lepidosauria, Squamata, Lacertidae. Gene Ontology annotation, molecular function: DNA-binding transcription repressor activity, RNA polymerase II-specific.
GUGACAUAACGAUUGUCAUUCACAGCCUGAAAAUAAUAAAUAGAAAGAGUAGUUAUAUACAGCAAUUCAAAAACUGGUUAACGGUUAAUUGCUUUUGUUUUUAUUCUUGAAUUUUAUUCUACACUGGUAUUUUACUUUGUGUUUAUUUCCUUUCCAGCAAGCUAGUAUAAAAAUGGAAGAGCAUGGGCCGAGAAGACCCAUUCAAAGGGAGAAACUGGAGUCCAAAGGAAAAAUAUAUCCUGCCAGCCAAGUUGAGACCUUCAGAGAUCUUCUGCCUCAGUCAGAUUUACAUCAAAUUAAGCAGGAGAAAGAGGAGGGGCAGCCGCUGCAGCACUGGGAUGCCCAGGAUUUCCUGAAGACGAUGCACCGCCCUUGUUCAAGCUGGGAAACUCCACAGGCUCCCAGUCCUCCCCGCUCCGGGGAAGGUGUCCUCCCAGCCUCCUUCAGGGGAGCUGCAGAAGUCAGUCAGUGGCCCAGCGGCAGAGCAGGGGGGACAGACCAGACCCUGCUUCAAGACACUGAGGGGCUUCUGGGAAAGGAAUCGUGGCCUGUGGAAGAUGUGGUUAUUAAGUCCCCAAAGUCUGAGGAGGAUCCCUUGGACACAGAGAACACCCAACUCUUUGCAAAGGCUGAGAGAGAGAGUGAAGAAGAUACCAGCUUUCUGGGAUUCUCUUCCUCCCAAAGAGGUCAGGAAGAUGAUGGUCAGAAUUCAAUGGAGCCAGCUGUGAAUUCAUUGGGAAGAACAAAAAAACAGUGUAAAUGCAUGGAAUGUGGGAUGUGCUUUAGUCCCAUGGGAAGACUGAGGAUACACCAACGAACUCACACGGGGGAGAAACCAUUUAAAUGUAUUGAAUGUGGAAAGAGCUUCAGUAGAAAUGGAGAUCUUCGAAUACACCAACGAACUCACACAGGGGAGAAACCAUUUAAAUGUAUUGAAUGUGGAAAGCGCUUCAGUCAAAGUGGAAGACUAAAAGUACACCAACGAAUUCACACAGGGGAGAAACCAUUUAAAUGUAUUGAAUGUGGAAAGAGCUUCAGUGAUAGUGGAAACCUUAGAACACACCAACGAACUCACACAGGGGAGAAACCAUUUAAAUGUAUUGACUGUGGAAAGAGCUUCAGUCUAAAUGUACGCCUAAGAAUACAUCAACAAACUCAUACAGGAGAGAAACCAUUUAAAUGUAUUGACUGUGGAAAGAGCUUCAGUCUAAAUGCAAACCUAAGAAUACAUCAACAAACUCAUACAGGAGAGAAACCAUUUAAAUGUAUUGACUGUGGAAAGAGCUUCAGUCUAAAUGCACACCUAAGAAGACAUCAACAAACUCAUACAGGAGAGAAACCAUUUAAAUGUAUUGAAUGUGGAAAGAGCUUCAGUGGAAGUGGACACCUUAGAACACACCAACGAACUCACACGGGGGAGAGACCAUUUAAAUGUAUUGAAUGUGGAAAGAGCUUCAUUGGAAGUGGACACCUUAGAACACACCAACGAACUCACACGGGGGAGAAACCAUUUAAUUGUAUUGAAUGUGGAAAGAGCUUCAGUGGAAGUGGAGACCUUAGAACACACCAACGAAUUCACACGGGGGAGAAACCAUAUAAAUGUAUUGAAUGUGGAAAGAGCUUCAGUGGAAGUGGAGAGCUUAGAACACACCAACGAACUCACACGGGGGAGAAACCAUUUAAAUGUAUUGAAUGUGGAAAGAGCUUCAUUGGAAGUGGACACCUUAGAACACACCAACGAACUCACACGGGGGAGAAACCAUUUAAUUGUAUUGAAUGUGGAAAGAGCUUCCGUCGAAGUGGAGACCUUAGAACACACCAACGAACUCACACGGGGGAGAAACCAUUUAAAUGUAUUGAAUGUGGAAAGAGCUUCAGUGUAAGUGGACACCUUAGAACACACCAACGAACUCACACGGGGGAGAAACCAUUUAAAUGUAUUGAAUGUGGAAAGAGCUUCAGUCAACAUGGACACCUUAGGAGACACCAGAGAAUUCACACAGGGGAGAAAGCUUUUGAAUGUAUUGAAUGUGGUAAGAGCUUUAGUCAAAGUGGAGCACUUAGAGUACACCAACGAACUCACACAGGUGAGAAACCAUUUGAAUGUAUGCAGUGUGGAAAGAGCUUCAGUAAAAGUGGAACACUUAGAAUACAUCAACGAACUCACACAGGGAAUAAACCAUUUAAAUGUAUUGAAUGUGGUAAGAGCUUCAGUGAAAGUAGAGCGCUUAGAAUACAUCAACGAAUUCACACAGGGGAGAAACCAUUUAAAUGUAUAGAAUGUGGAAAUAGCUUCAGUAGAAGUGGAGCACUUAAAACACACCAACUAACUCACACGGGAGAGAAAGCAUUUGAAUGUAUUGAAUGUGGAAAGAGCUUCAGUAGAAGUGAAUUACUUAGAACACACCAACGAACUCACACAGGGGAGAAACCAUUUAUAUGUAUUGAAUGUGGAAAGAGCUUCAGUCAAAAUGCACACCUUAGAAGACACCAACGAACUCACACAGGGGAGAAACCAUUUAAAUGUAUGGAAUGUGGAAAGAGCUUCAGUAGAAGUGGAAAACUUAAAGUACACCAACGAACUCACACAGGAGAGAAACCAUUUAAAUGUAUUGAAUGUGGAAAGAGCUUUAGUAGAAAGGAAACACUUAUAAUACAUCACCAAACUCACAUGGGGAAGAAACCAUUUAAAUGUAUGGAAUGUGGAAAGAGCUUCAGUCAAAAUGCACACCUUACAAUACAUCAACGAACUCACACAGGGGAGAAACCAUUUAAAUGUAUUGAAUGUGGAAAGAGCUUCAGUGGAAGUGAUGCACUUAGAAGACACCAACGAACUCACACGGUGGAGAAACCAUUUAAAUGUAUUAUGUGUGGAAUGAGCUUCAGUCAAAAUGGACAGCUUAGGAAACAUCUGCUAACUCACACAAGGGAGAAAUCAUUCAAAUGUAUUGAAUGUGGGAAGAGCUUCAGUGGAAGUGGAGCCCUUAGAAGACACCAACGAACUCACACAGGGGAGAAACCAUUUAAAUGUAUUGAAUGUGGAAAGAGCUUCAUUCAAAGUGACGGCCUUAGAAGACACCAACGAAUUCAUACAGGGGAGAAACCAUUUAAAUGUAUUGAAUGUGGAAAGAGCUUCAGUCAAAAUGCACACCUUACAAUACAUCAACGAACUCACACAGAGGGAUAA